AUGAUUGUGCUAAAGAAGAAGCUCCUGGCGAGCUGCUUCGUGGUUUUUUUGGCUACUUUGGCACUGUUUUCCGUGCAUAGACACAUCAAUGCAGGUGCAUCUGUCAGGGAACGGUUUUAUGCAGAUGUGUUCUCCAGCAUCAAGAAAUUCAAGCCGAUUCACCCGCCCAAACAACGGGAGUCUAUGAAACUGACCGGGUGCGAUAUGGGCAAUGCAGGCAUCAACAAGGGCGAUUCCGUGAAACGCACUACGCUGGAAAAUCUGGACCGGUGCUACAAACUGUCAAAACUGCAGUUCCAGGGUCUGCAGGCGCCACACAUGGGGUUUCUGGCCACGAUCCGGGAGUCGUUCAACUACCAGCGUGCGGCGCCGAUCUUUCAAGAUCUGUUCCCGCAGGAAGAAGGGUUCGUCACCGUGGGCGGCGGCCGGUUUUCGCUGCUGUCCUACACAAUGAUCAAAACACUGCGGGAACGAGGCUCCACGCUGCCUGUCGAGGUGGUGAUCCCGCCACAGGACGAAAAAGACGAAGAACACUACUGCAACUCGGUUCUGCCGCAGCUCAAUGGCCGUUGUGUCUUCUUCAGCGACGUGUUGCCCCGUCAACUCAUCCAAAACUGGGAAUUCAAGCGCUACCAGAUCAAGUCCGUGGCGCUCCUCAUCUCCAGCUUCAAAAAGAUCGUCUUUAUCGACGCAGACGAUUUCCCUUUGAAGAACUUGGACUCUGUUUUCCAAAGCGAAGUGGUCAAACACAACGGGCUGGUACUGUGGCCAGAUCUAUGGAGACGCGUCACAGCACCCGUUUUUUACCGUAUCGCCAACGUGGACGUCGACACGACCAGUCGUGUACGCAACCUGGGCGACGACGUGUCGCCUCCUUCGCGUUACAUAGACCCCGCACUGGACCUGGAUCUCGAAAAAAUCCCUUUCCAUGAUUUUGAAGGUGCUAUUCCAGACCCAACUUCGGAAUCGGGCCAGAUGGUCAUCGACAAAGUCCGCCAUUUACAAACCCUGAUUUUGGCGCUUUACUACAACGUUUACGGACCCGAAUGGUACUACUCUUUGAUGUCACAGGGAACCCCUGGAGAAGGCGAUAAAGAAACGUUUGCAUCUGCUGCUCACGUGCUGGGACUACCGUACUACCAGGUCAAGACCAAGUUGAGCUUUGAUGGAUAUUUCAAAGACGGGUUCCAUGGAGUCGCCUUGUUGCAGCACGAUUGCGAGCAGGACUUCCAAUUGCACGAAAAAGCUAAAGAACGGGUUGAGGCCGACCUUGCAAAUUACAAAAAAUACGAUCCCAGUUACGACCCUGAAGAUGCCUUCUACAGCGACCUGUUGAAGCGUGACGAUAAGUCUGAUAUUGAUGUUAUGUUUGCACAUGCCAGUUUCCACAAAUUUGACCCAUGGCAACUCUACCACGAAAAGGUCUACCUCAACUCCGACGGUACCCAGUUCCGCUCAUUCACCAAUCUCGGAAAAAUCAAAAACUUUGACGUCGAGCUCUUCAAUUUCGAGGUCCUGCAGUCCGCGCUUUGCUCUUCAAAAGUUAUUCAAUUUGCAUACUUGAAAGAUAAGUUCAACACUGCCAAGUGGACCGAAGUGUGCCAAUACGUGAGGGACCGUGUUAAUUUUCUCACGGAAACCCAUAAGAAGGCCACCGGAGUUUCAUCUUAG
Messenger RNA from Lachancea sp. 'fantastica', 1671 nucleotides. The record is from the annotation of a GenBank genome assembly. NCBI's taxonomy places the organism in Eukaryota, Fungi, Ascomycota, Saccharomycetes, Saccharomycetales, Saccharomycetaceae.